This is a messenger RNA of Anoplopoma fimbria (sablefish), 970 nucleotides long. It is a transcript of the gene ppdpfb, whose product is annotated as pancreatic progenitor cell differentiation and proliferation factor b. The transcript is spliced from 5 exons. Bases 217 to 552 code for a protein of 111 amino acids. The record is from RefSeq and is a predicted model, not a curated record. Lineage: Eukaryota; Metazoa; Chordata; Actinopteri; Perciformes; Anoplopomatidae. Gene Ontology annotation, biological process: multicellular organism development; cell differentiation.
GACCGCUCCAGCCAACAAGACGCAUCGCUGACAUCCGUUCAGACCUUGGAGGGUUACACUUACCCAAAACUUAUUUUCCAAUGGGCCCCGUCGCCUAGCGUUUACUGCCCCAGCCUGGCCGACUGAGUUGAAUUGGGUGCUACGGAACAUCAAGCAAGUUUGGGUCCCUAAAAAGGCUUCCAUCAAGCACAGCAUACAGCGACCAACUACAGUAGAAUGGCAGCCAUUCCAGCAGGCGGUUCUCUCGUGGCGACCACUGAUUACUACCGAAGGCGCAUCGGCUCUACAUCCAGUAGCAGCUCUUGUGGCAGUUCGGAGUACAGUGGAGAGGUCAUCCCUCACCAUCCAGGACUCCCCAAGCAGGACUCUGGACAUUGGUGGUCCAGUUUCUUCUUUGGGAAGCAGCCAGGGAUGACCCCACUGACUGAGGAGGCACAGCAGAAGGCGGGGGUCCAAGGUGCAGUGACGAAUGGUCAGAUCACCUGCGUUGCCAGGGAGAUGGUGAUGCAACGCCAGGUGAGUGAGAGCAGUGAUGCAGGAAGCCCCUCCUGAUCCUGCAGUCUCACUCUGAUCCACGCCGCACCUCGGAGGGGAGGUAGAACCAACGACCAACGCUAGGUGACGGGAGGGUGUCCCGUUUACAACCUUAUUAGUCUUUUUUUUCUUUUUUUUUUUUUUUAUAUUAUUUGUUGUAGUUAUAGGGCUGCCUUACUUGUUUUUGUUCCUGUAAUCUUGUGUUAUUUUAUUAACAACCAAGAAAAAAAAGAAUUUAAAAUAAAUACAAAAAAAAACAGAUUAAGAUGCAACUGAUAAGCUCCUGUGUUUGUUUUUUAACAUUUGUACUGUGUUUGUAAUACUGUGUUGCAAAGACACUGUGGUGCGCACACACAUCAACAUGCCUUUGUUAAACAUUUUUCACUUUUGUCCCACUGUGAUUGCAAAUGCAAUAAAGUAGACUCUUGCAGCCUAA